Amphibalanus amphitrite is the source of this 2158-nucleotide messenger RNA. Its product is annotated as PRKC apoptosis WT1 regulator protein-like. Gene Ontology annotation, cellular component: cytoplasm. The transcript has 7 exons. Bases 418 to 1266 code for a protein of 282 amino acids. The record is from RefSeq and is a predicted model, not a curated record. Gene Ontology annotation, biological process: apoptotic process; positive regulation of apoptotic process. NCBI's taxonomy places the organism in Eukaryota, Metazoa, Arthropoda, Thecostraca, Balanomorpha, Balanidae.
UAGAGAAAGUAUUACAUAACUUACGUUUAUAUACUUUUAUAUCCUUAUAUAUACGUUUAUAUACUUAGCUUCAAAUUCAAAUACGUUUAUAUACGUAUUUACCCGCUGAAAAAAAUUGUCGUGCUGUGGGAUAUUUUCAUUUGUUCUGAGAAAAACGAUUUUCCUUCUGCAAACGAACAGCAUAUCGAACAUACGCACGGCGCCUUGAACACACAAAUCGAAGGCCUUGAACACAUUUCCAUUCGGGCAGUUGACGUUGGGGUGAAUGGUGUAUUUUGGUUUCUUUUUUUUUGUGGUGUGAGAGGCGGCAAUUAGCGGUAUUAAAUCAAGAUAAGCUAUUUAAGUUGUUCAGUACUUGCAUACAAGUGCGCGGUGUGACGUCACCGUCGGGCGGGCCGCCGCCGUGCCGCCGUGCCCAUGUCGUCGGCCACCAUGGCCUCCAGCUCAGUCAGUCAGGAGGACGCCGAGAACGAGUUCGAGAAGUCGUCGCGCCGCUCGCGGAUCCGGAUGGCUCGCGGCCGGGACGUGCGCGGCCACCAGCCGGCCGCCGCCGCCGCCGCCGCCGCCGCCUGUAAGCUCGGUGAGGCGGUGGCCGAGCAGGAGGACGGCGCAGAGGCGGCCGGUCGACCGCUCGACGUCUCCAGCUACUCGGGAGACCACGACGCCAGUCCCAAGCCGUCGGCGCGCGCCAAGGAUAAGCGGCCAGCCAGGCCGGGCCAUGUCAACAAGGGGAAGCAGCAGCGGGACCGACGGAAGCUGCGCGAGAAGCGCCGCAGCACCGGUGUUCAGCACAUGCCCUCCACAGAAGUCAGUUCGACAGGUGGCAGCACGAACGAGGCGGACGAGGAGCUGCCGGCGCAGACCUCGCUGAGCGCAGAGACGUACCGCAACACGCAGCAGAACGAGUUCACCGAUCCGUGCGUCGGACUGGCCGCCGAGCCGCCCUCCAGAGCCUUCCAGAAGCCGCAGCUCCGAAAUAAAAGUCAGUCGGAUCUGGACGCCGAUGACGAGGAGAACCAGGAGGCCGAGUUGCCCGGCCGGCCGGCGGUCGGCGCCCAGAAGCUGCGCGCCAACGGUCACCCCUCGGCCGCCGCCCUCCGACAGUUGGAGGAGGAGAACCACCGGCUGCAGCAGGCGCUCCAGCAGCGCGACCAGCGGAUAGCCGCCCUCGAGGCCGAGCUGGCCAGAUCCUGGCAGGAGAAACACCAGCUGGCGCAGGAGAAUGACGCGCUCAUCCGCGCCAUGGGCGCCCUGUCCACAAAGUGACGCGCUCCGUCCGUCGGUGGCUGCUGGGUCUGUUGGAGGGGCGCCGCCCGGUCAGAGGACAGCGCGCCGGUAGACGCCAGAGGACAACCGUCUCCCGGGGCACGCCUGUCUCGGAGGGGUGCCGGGCCUGUCGGCGGUGAGCGCCCCAGACCGGCUGCGCUGCCGGCCGGCAGACGGCAGGACGAGGGUCGCGCGCCGCAGCUGUGCGGGCGGCGCACUAUUGUCGGCGCUCUAUAGUCAGAAGUCAGUGACGGCCGGCCAAUUACUGCCCGGGGAACUCGGGUGCCAUAUGAGUGCGGUCAGCCGCCGAAUCAAAACCAUCAGGACGCAAGCCAGCGGAGCACAUGCCAAAUUCGAGAUACAUUACCUCGGCCUGCUGCGGCGCGUCUGAGACAUGUGCCCCAUUAGAAGUCGAGGUGGUAACCGCUUAUAGGUUGUGGCAAACGGUCGUUUGUUGACGUUUAAACAUCAAAAUGAUGGGAUUUUUGCUUUAAGCAUCUUGCGUGUGCGAGCUCAGUCUUGCUGUCUACUGACGGAGCUCUAGAUUCUAGAAUCUCGAUGGAAGCAUUGUCUGUCCCUGUUGUUUUGUUUGUAACAUUCCAUUUCCGCCUAUUAACUGAUUUUAUUUAUUGACCUUAGAUAAUGUGUCGGGAUGAUGUGUAUAUUGUUACUAAUUGGUGCAGCGCUGCCCUCCAUCUGGGUAUGUACCGGUGGAGAGGCAUUUUAUAGCCGAUGUGCAAUGGAAGUUGUACUUGUGAUGAGCUCCGUGCUUGUACGACCUAAUGUCGGAACGAAUUAUUACGUAUAGUAAUGUUUGGUGUGUCAACCGAUGUUCACCGCUGAACGUGAAUGGCUGCUUGUUUUCGAUGAAAGCUACUUACCUAAUGGCAAC